GGCGAAUCACAGGUCACAAGGCGGGGUUGCCGCGGCAGCAGUGGCCGCUGGCCCCAGCCCCAAGAGUUACCUCGGCGGGAGUCCCAGUUGAAGACCUCGACUGGAGGGGGAGAGGGGGGACCCGGGCCAUGGGCACCAAAUGGUUUAGCGGGGCACCCUUCGGGGUGCAGAGCCACAGGUUUGAUGUCUCUGCAGUUUACCCCAGCCACAAGAAAUUCAGCACCUUCAUGGAGGCCCCGUACUCCAGGCUUCAUUCUUUGGACCUGUCCCACAUAGGACCUGGGACCUACAGCUCCAAGGAGACCUGCUUUAGUAAGAAGAAGCUCAGAAAGGAGGUGGGCACAGGCUGGGCCCGUGCCCAGGAAGCUGUCCGGCUGACCCAGCUGCCCCACUUCCAGUACCAGACCAUCAUGAAAGAGAAGCAGCUGCAGAAGGAGAAGCUGGGACCCGGCUCCUACAACCUCAAAGACUUCCUGGAAGAGCUGAAGGAGAAGCCCGGCAGCACCCGGGGGCUGCUCAGCUCUGGGGAGGUUCGCUUCCGAGGACUCAUUGGGAACUACUAUCCAGGCCCCGGAAAUUAUGGGGUGAAGGGUAACCCAUACACAAAGCUGGAGGAGAAGUCCUGCAGCCGCUCUCACUCUGAGGCCCCCCCAUGCCGGACAACCCACAGGACGCCCCCCAUGGCUCACCAGGGGAGUGGUCUGGCACCCUGCACCUACUCUUUCAAAAGUGGCAUUGAGGCGUACCUGGCAAAAUCCAUGGGCACCCGUGGUUUCUACGACACAUUCUCUGGCGACCGCAGCAAGCCGCAGCCUUAUGGGCAUUUCUCGGUGCAGAAAAGAAAGCCCAGGGAACUGAUGAAUUUUACGAGCUUCGUGGAAGAACUUAACUCACAUCACAAUAAGAAGCGUGGGGUUUUUUCGAAAAUUUCUCGCAACCCGGAAACCCCUACAGAAAGGAUUUACUGGGCCACCCUUAGCCAGUGUCCCCGAAAACUAGCCACGUCUGGUCCCGGUUCAUGGCUUCCUCCAAAGACAGAAUGUAAACGUGUCAACCAGCCACCGUUCCUGUUCUCUUCCAAGCGGAUGGGCAUAAAGGCCUGCCAGAUGGUUUUGGGAAGCUGGAACCCUGUAGGUGUGGGUCGCUACCUCAACACCUGGCUGGCAGAGACCAAGGACCAUCGACAGCGUUAUCGGUCCCUAUUCCUGGGUGGAUCCAAGCGCUACCCCUCAGACCCAGCCAGGGACAGGCUCAUGCAGGAAAGGAUUACACCUUUUACUAAGGGGAAGUGCCCUCCAACUGUGGAUUACAAUUCAGAUCCUACUCCUUAAAGCUGCAUAUGAAGGACAGCCUGUGGUGACCAGAGGGCCCAAAGGCCUGAAGACAAAUUUGGGAUGGGAGGUAGAAGUGGGAAUCGGGAGGGUGGGGAAGGUCUUAGAGAAAGGGACACAUGGGAAUGCCUGGGAGAGGGAGGGAUACGGUGGGAUCACUUUUGCUGGAGACAUCCACCCGGAGUUCAUGAUGUCUGCUAGGACAGCUGGGGCCAGAUACUUUUGAUAAGGAAGAUCAACUAUCUUUAGAAUUCAGAUUAUCCAGUGGCACAAACAUGGGAGCAGAUGGACUAAUGGAACUUCUUCUAUUCUAAGGCCAAAUUGCUUGACUCCCUGAUCAUUAAAAUCCAAAAAGAGACAGAAAAGUGUAACAUAUGUCAGAAGACAGCUGUAGGCCCCUUUUGGGAACUCUCCAUCUCCAUCCAGGAUGCUUCUGGAAGCCCAGCAGGGCCUAACACUAUUAUGAGGAGGUUGCUGGCCCCCAGGCCACGUGCAGCCAUUGGAGGCAAUCAGUUUCAUCCUUGGAGCUGGGGCUUGUGGGCACACAGGUCUAGCCCAAAAAGAUGGGUCUGUGGGGUUGGUCACAAUAUCCCGAGCUACUUCCUUCACUGUUUUUUGUUGGUAAGAGAUUGUGUAAGGUGGCAGGAUUGUGUUGUCCCUAGACAUAAAGGAGGCUGGGACACCACAGACUCAGCCAUAAAACUCCAAUAAUGGUGAAAAAUACUCUUAAGAGCGUGCGUGACUUAUGAAAAGCGUUACUUUCUCACUCAUGUCAAAAUGACUGUUUUAGAGGAAGUAAAACUGUCUUUAUUGUCAGACAUGUCACCUAUGUGAAAAAAAGUCCUGUGAAUCCUCAAAAAAGCUGAUGAGCCAAAACAGGUCCAAACUAGAUCUAAUAAAUCAGCUUAGCAAAUUUUCAGGAAAUAAGAUCAAAAUAUCAAAAUCAAAUGUUUCUAUAUAUUAGUGAUAAUAAAAAUUGAAAAUCUAAAAUACCACUUAUGAUAGCAAAACUAGGAAAUAUUUAGGUGUAAAUUUUUUUUAUUAAAGAUUUUUAUUUAUUUAUUUGGCAGACAGAGAUCACAAGUAGGCAGAGAGGCAGGAGAGAGAGAGGGGGAAGCAGGCUCCCUGCUGAGCAGA
Lutra lutra (Eurasian river otter) is the source of this 2468-nucleotide messenger RNA. RefSeq names its product lymphocyte expansion molecule (gene CIMAP2). Lineage: Eukaryota; Metazoa; Chordata; Mammalia; Carnivora; Mustelidae. The transcript is spliced from 10 exons. The record is from RefSeq and is a predicted model, not a curated record. The coding region runs from base 129 to 1331 and encodes 400 amino acids.